Messenger RNA from Carya illinoinensis, 4147 nucleotides. RefSeq lists its product as uncharacterized. Lineage: Eukaryota; Viridiplantae; Streptophyta; Magnoliopsida; Fagales; Juglandaceae. The record is from RefSeq and is a predicted model, not a curated record. The transcript has 6 exons. The coding region runs from base 2255 to 3124 and encodes 289 amino acids.
UACCACUGGGAGUUAUUAAACUAAUGUAUAAUUGUAGAAUUUUAAUCAUUCAUCUACAUUUGUGGCAGUUCAAAAUAAAUUUAAUCAACCCAAAUAUGGCCAUAUUUAUGUAUGACUUAAACUAUUUUAUAUUCUUAGCAAUUAAAGACAAGAUUGUUGACAAAAAAACAGUUUUUGCUGCCACUUGAGCAUUAAGGAGUUAAGGGUACGUGAGCCAUUAACUAGGUUUGAAAGUUGGUUUCAAUAAUUUUCAAUGCUGUAAAUUAUAUUCUUAUAAAAACAAUUUCAAUGGCAGUGGCAAGUGUUAAAAGCUGAAGUAAUAACAGAUGAGCCACUAAUAUUGACCAAUUGUCUAUACUUCAAUUGACUUAAUUUGGACUGAUGUGUUUAAAGGGCUGUUAUUGUGUAUCUCAAUCGUAUUUCAUUAGUUUGAGUGGGAGUGGCUGUGAAUGUGUUAAAAGCUGAAGUAAUGUUGUGUAGCCACUAAUAUUGACCAAGUCAUGUCCAUAGUUUGACUUAAUUUGGCUGAUGUGUUUACUUGGCUAUGGUGUAUCUCAAUCUUAUAAAAACAAUUAGUUUUUAUAGUGGCUGGCUGUUAAAAACUGAAAUAAUAUUUUUAAGCCACUAAUAUUGACUAAGUGCCAUAGGUUUGACUUAAUUUGGGAAAGCUGAAGAAAUAUCUUUAAGCCACGAAUAUUGACUUUCAAGUAAAAGCAUAGGUUAAUAAUAAUUUGGGCUGAUGUGAUUUAAAGGGCUGAUAGCAAGUGUAUCUUGAUCGUAUUUUCAACAAUUUGAGUGGGAGUGGCUGUGAAUGUGUUAAUCUGAUAAAAACAAAAACCAUGGUAGUGGCUGGCUGUUAAAAACUGAAGUAAUAUUGUUAAGGGGCUAAUAUUGACUAAGUUGAAGUUGGUUGAACAAAAUUUGGGUUUUAAUUGGCAGUGUGGUGUAGCUCUCAAGUGGGGGGAAAAGUACCUAAUGGAGGGAAAACCAAAGUACAGAGGCUUUGAGGAGCGGGAGAUGUACAAGCUGAUAUUUUUUUUAAGAGGCAAAAUUGUAAAGUUUGAUCACUCCUCAAUACAAAAGCUAACAAGAGUUUCUCAUGGGAUUUACAGAAGUGUAUUCUCGAGACUUUCACCUGGGUAAGUUUCUGUGUAUACUUGCCACUUCCUCUUCCCUCUCACCCACUUCCUCCUAAUGAAAAUCUUGACCAUUUUUCACAGAUGAGUCAACAUGCAUGCACUGACAUAUAGCAUCCAGCAGCUGUGACUAGUGUCAAAAGUUCAGGGAAACGUGAUUUUCAAGGGCACACUAUCCAUACGUAGAUUUCACCACUUCUUUUAUAAUUUUUGUUGGAGUUGGUUGGAGUGCACUAGGGAGGAGAAUGUCUGCUGGGUGUAUCUCAGCCUCUCUCUCAAAGGUAUGCAGAUCAUCUACCCGAGAGGUUGCUAUUUUCUUUUUAUUUUAUUUUUUGAGUCCACACAGCACUAGGUUAGUGUUGAACUGGGCCAUACUAUAGAAACAUUUAUAGGAUUGGAGUAGAUGUAGAGAGCCAUUUUGUGCUGGAGUGAAGUAAUCAGUUUAAAGGAGACAAAAGGUUGGAUUUAAAGGGUGCAACUUCCUGCACCAUAGUCCGACCCCACAGCAUCCUGGUUUGGUCUUUUGUUAGCUAAAGUACACCACCAACCUAUGAAUACAAAUUUACAUCACUAAUUACCUAGUUGGAACAUAGUAGCAAUGAAAGUUGUAAACUGAACAACUGCAUGGAAUAACAGAAAACUUGGAUGAAAUUACCUCAUUAAUUGUACAGAGGCAUUAUAGUUAAUCUAAAUUUGCAACAACUAAUUGGCAAUAGGCCAUGUCUGGAAAAUACAGUAAAUCUCAUAUUUUUCUGCUUUAUAUUAUCAGUACUCACUAAUAUUGUUAACUGAGACAAUAAGGGGCAAAAAGUGUUGGUGAAGAGGAUUCUGUUUCUACAUAAUAUAGCCUGGCAGUUUGUAUCUGGAGUAGAGUCUUCAUGAGGAGCAGCAAUACAAGAGGAAAGUUUAUGGCACAAAGUGGAGGAGGAAGGGGGAGAGGAUGGGGUCUUUCUAUACGACAACAGCCUGAACCUUACGCAUUUAUAGGCUGAUCACGUCGACCCCUUAUAAAUUCACAAACCCCUAGAGACCCUGAUGAGCCAAGUGACGAUGACUCUACCGAACCUCCAAGGUCGGGACCUGAGAGUCAUAGAGACGAUAUUGCGGAGCCCGCCACAAUGCCUGUAACAGAGCCGGUCAAACAGAAGAAACCUGGACGGGGGCCUGCGAAGUGCACUGAGUUCAACAAACUUCGAAAGCAUGGUAAAAUACCUCUUAAAAUUAGCGAUGGAGAGAUGGCCCCAUGUUGCGAAAAUGUCGAGAUGUUUACGACACGAAUAAGUUGGAUAUUGAAACAUAAUGCUGACAUGAGUUAUUAUAGAUGGACCGAUGUGCCUAAGGCCGAUAAGGAUGAGUUGAUUGAGCGAGUCCGAGGUGACUUAGAAUUGGAUUGGGAUCUUUAUAAUCAUCGGAUGGCAGUUAUGAAAGCAUUGCAUAAGCGUUUUAGUGCUUUCCAUUGUGGCUUGCACAAAAAGUAUCUUUCAUAUGGUAGCCAUGAGGAGGCCUUGGCAUCCGGGUCAAUCUUGGUCAACCCCUUAGUAUGGGCUAAACUGUGUGAACGGUGGGGAAGUGAUUCCUUCAAGAAAAUAUCCAACCAAAAUAGAGAGAAUCGCAAAAAGCACAACAUCAAUCAUAAAGCAGGGAGGAAAUCAUUCGUAAGGAUUCUAGAGGAAAAGAAAGAGAUGGUUGAAAAAAUGAAUAGUUUGGAACCUGAAAAACGUACGGAAGAAUCAGUAGCAGCUAUAUUUAGGGAGGUACUCGGGCAUAAGGCUGGCUAUGCAAAAGGCCUAGGUGAAAUGGUAAUCCCAGAGUCAACAAGAGAACGUGACCGUCAACGGGAUAAAGAAUACGCUACCUUAGUGGAACGACAUCAGAAAGACGCUGAGUAUCACAAGCCAACUGUAGAGGUUAUGAAAGGAGAUAUGAUUAAAAUGAUGGAGAGGCAGCUUGAAACUGACAAAAUCUUGAGGUGGUUGUUGGCUGAAUGACAAUCAGCCGGAGAGUCUGAAGGGGAGACUCAGUGACCAAAUGUUAAACAAAAAAAAAAAAAAAAAACAUUUUUUGGGAAUUUUUGGGGUUCUUAUAUAGUGGGAUGGGUUUUGUUAAUGGGUGUGGGGGGUUAAAGAAACUUUUUUGUGGGAGCUAGCUGAGUAGCAGGUGUGGGAGCUAUUGGUGGCUGUGUAGUUAUUGGUGGCUGUUUACAGACUAAUAAUGAAUUAACCCUAUGAUUAUGCUGGUAGGUUAUAUUGACUUUCAUGGUAAUUUUAUGGAUGUGUCAGUAUUGAAAAAUGUUGGUAUAUGUGUUGUUGUGAUUGCUGGACAUGACAAGGAGUGGUGCAUUUGGGUUUCUUGAGUUAGAAACAUGUGUAUUUCACCAAUAAUACUGCAGAAAUUAGUUGGUUUAUUGUGUGGCUGGGGUUAGGUCAAUUAAACAUGGGCUGGGUAUACUAAAAGCUAUAGGAAGAAUCCCCUUCUGACUGGUUUUCAUUAAAACCAGUCAAUAAUAAAUAUAUAUGUAUAUGGGCCUUUUCAAUAUUUGAUGGUUAUAUUCUAUCCAUGGUUUGUGAUUAAAUUUAGCUCCACAAAAUGGAUACAAAUUGUGUGCAUGAUAUUUAUAAACUAUUAGGGAAAUGAGUGUGAACAAUGUUUGUUUACAUUGAAAUGGUUGACCAGUUGGUUGAAGUAAGACUCUUGCAUAGUUGUGAAGAUGUGGCUGCUUAUAUAUAUGUGCAUAUUGGGUGCUGCCCCGAAAGAAGCAUGGUAGUAAGUUGAUGAUCGAAAACCCUGAAAUGCUGCACCUUAGUUUGGUGAAACGAAGGAUGAUAGAGAGAUGCUGAAAGUGGGAACAAUUUGGUUUCAGAAAUUUGACCCACACCUCCUUCCCCAACAUUCAUUUUGUGUUUAAAGAUGUCCCACCCACUAAUCCAGUACAUGGAAAGUGUUUAUAUUAUUUUGGUUAACAAAUUUCUGGAAUGUAAUAUGAUGUUAUUUAUGUAAUUUGCACAACUAGA